AUGCGCAUCUUCGCCCCGAACGAUGUCGUCGCCAAGAGCCGAUUCUGGUACUUCCUUGCCAAGCUGCGCAAGAUCAAGAAGGCCAACGGUGAGAUCGUCUCGCUGAACAAGGUGCGUAGUGGAUACCAGGAAGAUUUGGGCUCGAAUGUUCGAGGAGUAUGCGAUGUUGAUUCUUGGGCAGAUCUCCGAGAAGCACCCUCUUAAGGUCAAGAACUUCGGUAUCUGGAUCCGCUACGACUCGCGUUCCGGCACCCACAACAUGUACAAGGAGUACCGUGAGAUGUCCCGCUGCGAUGCCGUCCAGUCGCUCUACCAGGACAUGGCCUCGCGCCACCGCGCCCGCUUCAGGACCAUCCACGUAAGAUGCACCCGUGAAUGCUCGCGCGGGAAAGAUACUUACAUUGUUUUCAUGCAGAUCCUCAAGGUCGUCGAGGUUGAGAAGACCGAUGACAUCCGGAGACCAUACAUCAAGCAGCUCACCACCAAGGGCCUCAAGUUCCCUCUGCCUCACCGUGCCCCACCGAAGCGCGGCAAGCAGAUCUUCUCUGCCACCCGCCCCAACACUUUCUUCUAA
Molecule: messenger RNA, 574 nt
Organism: Lecanosticta acicola
Lineage: Eukaryota; Fungi; Ascomycota; Dothideomycetes; Mycosphaerellales; Mycosphaerellaceae
Source: the annotation of a GenBank genome assembly